AUGCGUCUGUCCACCUCGCUCUUCUGGGCGGCAACACUUGCCGUCCGGGGCGUCGCUGCCUACUGGUUGGAGGAUAUUGCUCACCAGGGCAAGGCGCCAUAUCAUUCUGAUCCUGAGUAUAAGGUCUUCCGCAACGUCAAGGAUUUCGGUGCCGUGGGAGAUGGCGUGACCGAUGAUACCGAAGCCAUCAACCUGGCUAUUAGCUCCGGUGGCAGGUGUGCGCCGCAGGAGUGUAAGCAGUCGACGACCUCCCCUGCCGUGGUCUACUUCCCUCCAGGAACUUACCUUGUCUCCAACUCUAUCAUCGACUACUACUACACCCAAAUCAUCGGCGACCCGACCGACCGCCCCGUGAUCAAGGCCUCCGCCAACUUCCCAACUACCACCACUCUCGGCGUCAUCGAUGGCAACCGCUACGGCGCCGAUGGCCUCGCCUGGAUCGCCGUCAAUGUCUUCUUCCGCCAGCUGCACAACAUCAUCAUCGACACCACCGCCAUCCCCGCCUCCGCCGACGCUGUCGGUCUUCACUGGCCCUCGUCCCAGGCCACAUCUCUCACCAACGUCGAGUUCCGCCUCUCCUCCGCCCCUGGCACGAAGCAUGUCGGUAUGUUGAUCGAGGAGGGUUCCGGCGGCCUGUUGAACGAUCUCGUUUUCCGUGGUGGUUCCAUUGGUGCUCGGUUGGGCAACCAGCAGUACACUGCUAGGAACCUUCAGUUCUACGGCUGCCAGACUGCUAUCAGCCAGCUUUGGGAUUGGGGUUGGACUUACAAGUCGCUUGUUGUUGAGGACUGCGAAGUCGGUAUUGAUGUUGUCGAUACCAACACUGCUUCUCUUACCAUUCUUGAUAGCGAGUUCACGAGGGUUGGUGAGGCCAUCAGGACCAAGCGAGAUGGUGAUAACACUACUCCCAAGGCCGCGGGUUCGCUCGUCUUAGAGAAUGUCUCGUUUGAUACCGUGACUACUAUUCUUACUGGCCCCAAGGGUGUCGUUAUUCCUGGUGACUCGGCUGGCCAAACUUGGAUCGAGGGUUAUGCCGAUGGUCAUCUCUAUGACUACAAGGGACCCAAGGUCUACACUGGCAGUGACAGCAAGUACUUCCCUCGCCCGGCUGCUCUCCUCGACGGCGACAAGUACUACGAAAAGUCCAAGCCCACCUAUGCCGACGUCCCCGCCUCUAAGUUUGUCUCCGUCCGCACCUUCGGCGCCAGUGGAGACGGCCUCCAAGAUGCCACCGCCGCUCUCAACGACCUUUUCGCCCACGUCGCCGGCACUGACCUCGUCGCCUUCAUCGAUGCAGGCACCUACGUCGUCACUGACACAGUCACCAUCCCCGCUGGCGCCCGGAUCGUCGGCGAAGCCCUCGCAUCCGUCAUCGUCGGCGCUGGCCCCAAGUUCUCCGACAUCAACAAGCCCCGCGCCGUCAUCCGUGUCGGCAACGCUGGCGACAAAGGCCGCGUCGAGUGGUCCGACACCAUCGUUUCGACCCGCGGUGCCACGGCAGGCGCCAAGCUCAUCGAGUGGAACCUGUACUCUCCCGGCGAGCCCUCGGGCAUGUGGGAUGUUCACGUCCGCAUUGGCGGUUUCGCGGGGACGGACCUCCAGCUCUCCCAGUGCCCCACCACUCCCACGGAGAGCAACGUCGUCAACGAGGAGUGCAUCGCCGCGUACAUUUCGCUUCACGUCACCAAGUCCGCCGGAGGCCUCUACAACGAGAACUGCUGGGUCUGGGUGGCCGACCACGACCUCGAGGACCCCAACUACACGCAGAUCACCAUCUUCGCCGGGCGCGGAAUCCUCGUCGAGGCCGAGAAGGGCCGCAUUUUCAUCAGCGGUUCGGGAUCCGAGCACCACGUUCUCUACCAGUACCAGUUCGUCAACACGCGGGACAUCUACCUGGCCCAGAUCCAAUCCGAGACCCCUUACUAUCAGCCCAAUCCUCCUGCCAGCGUGCCCUUCCCUCCUGUUUCUUCCCUCCAGGAUCCCGAUUUUGCCAAGAGCUGCGCGGGUGUGCCUGCUGGUGUCCCUUGCGAGAUGGCUUGGGGUCUUAGGGUUAUCGGUUCGAAGGAUCUGGUCAUCUUCGGUGCCGGGUUGUAUUCGUUCUUUAAUAACUACAGCACCGAUUGCUGCCAGCCUACCUCGGGUACCGAGUGUCAGCAGAGGAUCUUUGAGGUUGUAGGGUCGAAGUCUAUCAGGAAGCGAGGCAGCUGCGGCCAUGGCCACGGCGGCCACGGACACAACGGAACCCACCCUUCUCCAGGCCACAACGGAACUCAUCCUUCCCCCGGCGGCACCACCCGUCUCAACACUUACAACCUCAACACCAUUGGUACCGUGCGGAUGAUUACGAGGUAUGGCGAGGACAUUGCUUUCGCGAGCAAUAACACUGCCGGCUUCGUCGACACGAUAGCGGUGUACCAUGAUGCUUGA
Messenger RNA from Scedosporium apiospermum, 2427 nucleotides. Its product is annotated as Glucan 1,3-beta-glucosidase. The record is from RefSeq and is a predicted model, not a curated record. Gene Ontology annotation, molecular function: polygalacturonase activity. The transcript is spliced from 4 exons. Lineage: Eukaryota; Fungi; Ascomycota; Sordariomycetes; Microascales; Microascaceae. The coding region runs from base 1 to 2427 and encodes 808 amino acids.